Molecule: messenger RNA, 2352 nt
Organism: Phlebotomus argentipes
Lineage: Eukaryota; Metazoa; Arthropoda; Insecta; Diptera; Psychodidae
Product: phenoloxidase-activating factor 2-like
Exons: 3
Coding region: 1117-2352 (411 amino acids)
Biological process (GO): proteolysis
Molecular function (GO): serine-type endopeptidase activity
Source: RefSeq, a predicted model, not a curated record
GAGAGUUGUUGUGCAAUUUUCGCAGUUUGUUGUUAAUGAUAAUCUGACGGGGGAAAUCUCAAGAUUAAGUGUUUGCAAAUAGUUGUGACUUUGAUGAUUACAUCUCAACACUUUUAUUGAUUACACUUCUGUCUCAUUAUGCCAGCUAAUUCACGAUCAGUUCUGGUCGUAUUUUAUUUUAUUGAAGAUUGUACGUGCAAUGACACGCGCCAAAGUGUGAGGUUUCAAUUCAGUCUCGCCACAGUCUCAUUGACCCCUAAAACAAAGUGUUUUUGCAGUCCUUCAGAAGAGCAAUGAAUUACCAUUUGAAUAAAGCCCAUUGCGAAGCCGCUAAUCAUGAGUUUUUGGCAGAUAUAUUGCCGGUUUAUCGGAAGGGCAACGACGCUUUCCGGAAGUGACUUAGAGAAAUAUAAUUUGUAGCGACUUUUGGAUAUUCUGUCUUUUUUUUGUCUCGCAAUAGGAUACAAAGAACUGAAAGAAUAGAGAACGUUGAGCGAAGAAUUGAAAGCCACGAAUAUUUGGAAUUUGGAUGGAAAAUUACAGAUGAAUUUAAAAAAGUCACUCUCAAAUUCAACCGGUUUAAUAAAAUGCAUUUUUGCAAUAUAUUCUCCCCGAGAAUUUCUGUGAGAAUGGAAGAGAAAAUGUUUUCAGGUAAUAUUUUUGGUGUUUUUAGUGGUUUUAUCACUUUUCCUGCCGCACUUUGCGUCAUGUCUUCAACAGGAUCGCAAUUAUUUUUGUCAGUAAUAAAUUUCACUCCACACUGAUAAGCCCAAUUAGCAUGAGGAGACACGCCAAAAGCCAUGGAAGCCCUCAAGGCUCUUGUCUUCAGCCGCGGCAACUACAAAAAGUCCUCGUGCAGUGAUUUUUUCUCCUAUCUUAAUCUUAAUUGCUUGUUUGCUGUACAACAAAUUCUGUGAUGCUUCUUUUUGGCGGAGUGUAUAAAACUGGAUUCGCUCCAAGAGGCCACACUCGAGUGACUUCGGGGGCCUCGCUUGGGCUCUUUGGUGGGACGCAACACGAAAUUCCACACCCGAUCGUCAGUCUCUCGAGAGAUCUUCACAGUGACUGUCCGUUGGCGUGAGUAAAACCGACCCAGACGCACGUGUUCAGUCAACAAUGCAGUCACGCUGUGCCCUCCUGGUCGUCCUGCUGAUCGCCAGCGCCGGUGCGCAGGACAAUCUCAUCGAUCGCGUGCAGGAAGUCUUCGGCAGCGGCGUCCAGACCAACUCCACGCGCGACGGCACCGGAGGAUUCGGUGAAAUUGUCACGCCAGAACCGAUUGUUGAGCCCACCACGGCGCCCACUGUCCUCACCACAGGCACCGGAGGUCGCUGCACCUGCGUGCCGUACUAUCUCUGCAACCCGGACACGAACACGACGCGCCAGGACGGGCGCUUCGACGGCUUCGGCGUGAUCGACAUCCGCUUCGACCCGCGCACGUGCCAGGACUACUUGGACGUGUGCUGCGGCGAGGGGAAGCAGCGCGAGGAGCCCAUCAAGCCGCCGCCCACGACCUCGCAGCCCAACCGGCCGCGCGGCUGCGGCGUACGGAAUGUCGGCGGCCUGGACUUUACACUCUCCGGAAACACGAAUGAGGCCGGCUUCGGGGAAUUCCCAUGGACAACAGCUCUGAUUCGCAUCCGUGACGAAGUGUGCCUGUGCGGCGGCUCGCUGAUUCAUCCCAGUGUUGUGAUGACGGGGAAUCACUGUGUGCGCCUGGUGCCACCCAAGGAGCUGAAGGUCAGGGCUGGCGAGUGGGACACGCAGACGACCAAGGAGCGCCUGCCCUUCCAGGAGCGCACAGUGUCGCAGAUCAUCUCGCAUCCUAGCUAUGACAUCAAGACGCUGGCCAACAAUGUGGCGCUGCUGGUACUCACGGCGCCCUUCCAGCUCGCCGAUCACAUCAAUCCCAUCUGCCUGCCGCAGCAGAACUUCCUGUCCACCAGUGACGCGUGCUACGCCAGCGGCUGGGGCAAGGAUGUGUUCGGCAAGGCGGGCAAGUAUAGUGUGAUCAUGAAGCGCGUGCAGCUGCCCAUGGUGCCGGCGCGCCGGUGCGAAGUGGCGCUGCAGAAGACACGCCUGGGGCCAACCUUCCGUCUGGAUCCCACCUUCGUCUGCGCCGGCGGCAUCGCGGGCAUCGAUACGUGCACUGGUGACGGCGGGGCGCCGCUGGUGUGUCCAGUGGAGCCUGCCGGCGGCAAUCGCUACGUGCAGACGGGCAUCGUGUCGUGGGGCAUCGGCUGCCUGGAGGCGCACCCGGCGGUGUACACCCACGUGGCGCUGUUUCGCAACUGGAUUGACAACCACAUGAACCAGCUCAACUUCGGCAGCGCCUCCUACACGCUCGAGUGA